UCUGCAAGAUACUUGUAGAUUAUUAACGUACUUCGACCAUACCUGUUUCAAUAUGCACUAUCUGAGCUCAAUGGAGGUUCUGAACCCCUUGAAUUAUAUAUCAUGUCGAGGAAAGUCCACUUGACAUCAGAAUAUUUGCCCUCAACAUUGCAAGGAUUUACCAAGGGUAGCCCAUUAAUUGCAAUUAACUUCUAUUCAUGAAUUCGAGUUCAACUGGAUCGGUAGAUCCAAAAUCACCGAUCAUGAAGUCUGAAGUAUUCUCUCAUCCUACGACUGAUGUUGAUACCGAGAUGGGCUCAACCGAUGAUAUAGGUGCCGGGCAGGAACUCAAGCGGGAUUUGGAGGGGCGCCAUAUCAAUAUGAUAGCGAUUGCUGGUAUGAUUGUAAGGGUUCCCGAGCAGAAAUUACAGGAAUGAUGAACUGAAAGUGUAAACAAGGGAACCGGUCUCUUUUUGAGUUCAGGUACCACAAUCGCGAGAGCUGGUCCUGCCGGUGCAUGGCUUGCAUACAUCUUCAUGGGAUUUGUGACUGCGGGAGUUAGCGUAGGUUUCGAGGAUCUCUACAUUCAUGAAUUCGGUGGACUAAUUUCGCAAACGGUAGUACACAACUGGCGAGAUCACUGCGUUCAUGCCAGUCACUGGCGGAUUCGUGCGUCAUGCUACCGCUUUUGUGGAGCCUGCUCUAGGAGCAGCGACAGGGUGGAACUUCUGUACGUUUAAACAAUACCAUUUGUGAUUCAUUUAUCUUAUGAAAACUAGGGUAUACAAUGGCUAUCUCAGUGCCAGCUGAACUCAGUGCAGCUGCGACACUUAUACAAUUUUGGGAUUCGAGCACAAAUCCAGCGGUCUGGAUAACUGUAUUUCUGGUAGUCAUAGUAUGCCUCAACUUCUGCGGUGUACGGAUGUAUGGUGAAGUAAGUUCUACGAACUACAAGCUGUCUAUCGUACUAGAACUAAUCAUGCGAUCUUAGUCCGAGGUAAUUUUCGCUUCCAUGAAGAUUGCCCUCAUCAUCGGUCUCAUUGUUGCAGGACUGGUUGUAGAUCUUGGCGGUGGACCACAGGGAGAAAGACUUGGGUUUAAUUAUUGGAAAUCUCCAGGCGCUUUCAACGAAUACCUAGUUAGUGGUAAUACUGGUCGAUUCCUCGCCUUCUGGUCGUCUCUGAUCAGUGCUGCUUUCAGUUAUGGUAAUGUUCAAGUGGUAGCACUUUCAGGUACAGAAACUGCGGAUCCCCGAAAGAUAAUUCCAGAUGCCACGAAGAAGACAUUCUUCCGUGUCUUUUUCUUCUAUGUAUUGAGUAUCUUAAUAGUGGGGAUGAUAGUGUAAGUAAUUAUCCUUUAUCUCGUUCCAUUUUACUAACAAUUUCUAGUCCGUAUGAUAGUGAAGCUCUAUCUGUUUCCACCGGAACAGCUGCGUCGUCUCCUUUUGUUAUCGCUUUCAAAGCGGCUGGGAUUAAGGUCCUUCCUUCCGUCAUCAACGCUGUUGUCUGCACAUCGGCUAUCAGUAGUGGAUCCGCUUGUAUAUUCCUGGCAUCUCGCACACUUUAUGGUUUGAGUGCCGAUGGCCAUGCUCCAAAGAUAUUCAUGAAGUGUAAUCGAUUUGGAACCCCGUGGUAUGCUGUGGGAUUGAGUGUUCUCCCAUCACCUCUUGUGUACAUGGUUGUUAGUAACCAGGCAUCGGUUGUCUUUGGGUGGUUUGUAAACAUUACCACAGUAGCUGGGUUAAUUGGAUGGGUCAUUAUCGAGGUUACCUAUCUCAGAUUCUUCUAUGCUUUGAAAAAACAGGGUAUUUUUCGUGAUGGUAUGAGAAUUCUCGGCGCUCCUAAUACUCCAAUCACUAACGAUAUCGUAGAAUUACCCUACAAAAGUCCAUUCCAGCCUUACGUAGCAUGGAUCACAGGAUUCAUGGUAUUUCUAAUCGUCCUCUUCUCCGGUACGAUUAACUACCUGAAGAAAGAUUGUCUCGUGCUAACGGACCACUCAGGAUUUGCUGUGUUCUUUCCUGGAAACUUCACAGCCUCUGGUUUCUUGACAUAUUAUAUCAACAUUGCAAUUUUCAUUGGUAAGCUUGAUCUAGGUCUCGCAAAGAAAAGAAUGUUAACAAAUUGGCUCCCAGUACUAUACGCUUUCUUCAAGUUAGUCCUUAAAUCUAAAGUCAUUCCAUUGGAAAGCAUAGACUUCGAGCCCGAGCUAGAAUCCAUACGUCGAUGGAAGGAGACAUCGGAUCUCAUGGAGGAAGAGAAGAAUUUUGUAAAAACGGUGUGGGAUAAGAUCUUCUGAAUCUUUGUUGCGUGGGCUGCUGAACAGAUCCCGGGAAAUAUCUUACCAUGUUCAGAUAAUGGGAAAUAUUUGAAAUCUUUUUCCUACUCUCGGUCCCCAACCAUUGAUUUCACGACUUAUUUGACCAAGACUAAAGGA
Molecule: messenger RNA, 2415 nt
Organism: Sclerotinia trifoliorum
Lineage: Eukaryota; Fungi; Ascomycota; Leotiomycetes; Helotiales; Sclerotiniaceae
Source: the annotation of a GenBank genome assembly